GGGAGCGGUGGCGGCGCGGGGCCGGGGCGGCGGAGGAGGAGGAGAAGAAGAUGGCGGCGGUGCGGGCGGUUCGCGGGCUGGUGAACGGCGCCGGGCCCGGCGGGCCGCGGGAGCAGGUGGCGGCCAUCACCCGCGACUACGUCUCCCAGCCGCGCCUCACUUAUAAAACUGUAUCGGGUGUGAAUGGUCCCCUGGUUAUCUUGGAUCAAGUUAAGUUUCCUAGGUACGCAGAGAUUGUCCACUUGACUCUUCCCGAUGGCACAAGAAGAAGUGGGCAGGUUCUGGAAGUCAGUGGCUCCAAAGCUGUGGUUCAGGUAUUUGAAGGAACUUCAGGUAUUGAUGCUAAGAAAACGUCUUGUGAAUUUACUGGGGAUAUUCUUCGAACCCCUGUCUCUGAGGAUAUGCUUGGCAGAGUAUUUAAUGGAUCAGGAAAACCUAUAGACAGAGGCCCCAUUGUUUUGGCUGAAGACUUCCUUGACAUAAUGGGUCAGCCAAUCAAUCCCCAGUGUCGUAUCUAUCCAGAAGAAAUGAUUCAGACUGGCAUUUCUGCUAUAGAUGGUAUGAACAGUAUUGCCAGGGGGCAGAAAAUCCCCAUAUUCUCAGCUGCUGGCUUGCCCCACAAUGAGAUUGCAGCUCAGAUAUGUCGCCAGGCUGGCUUGGUGAAGAAAUCCAAAGAUGUGAUGGACUACAGUGAAGAAAACUUUGCCAUUGUGUUUGCCGCUAUGGGUGUGAACAUGGAAACUGCUCGGUUCUUCAAGUCGGACUUUGAGGAAAAUGGGUCCAUGGACAAUGUGUGUCUGUUCCUGAAUUUGGCCAAUGAUCCAACCAUUGAACGCAUUAUCACACCUCGUCUAGCUCUAACAACAGCAGAGUUCUUGGCAUAUCAGUGUGAGAAGCAUGUAUUGGUCAUUCUGACAGAUAUGAGCUCCUAUGCUGAAGCUCUGCGAGAGGUUUCAGCAGCUAGAGAGGAAGUGCCUGGCCGUCGUGGUUUCCCAGGCUACAUGUACACUGACUUGGCUACUAUAUAUGAGCGUGCUGGGCGUGUGGAAGGCAGAAAUGGUUCCAUUACUCAGAUUCCUAUUCUUACCAUGCCCAAUGAUGAUAUUACUCAUCCUAUCCCUGACUUGACUGGGUACAUCACUGAGGGACAAAUCUAUGUGGAUAGGCAGCUGCAUAACAGACAGAUUUACCCGCCUAUUAAUGUCUUGCCCUCCUUGUCUCGACUGAUGAAGUCAGCUAUUGGAGAGGGUAUGACCAGGAAGGAUCAUGCAGAUGUAUCCAACCAACUGUAUGCCUGCUAUGCUAUUGGAAAGGAUGUACAGGCUAUGAAGGCUGUAGUUGGUGAGGAAGCUCUUACCUCAGAUGAUCUUCUUUACCUGGAGUUUCUGCAGAAGUUUGAGAAGAACUUCAUUGCUCAGGGUCCUUAUGAAAAUCGCACUGUUUAUGAGACCUUGGACAUUGGAUGGCAGCUUUUGCGAAUCUUCCCCAAGGAGAUGUUGAAGAGAAUUCCUCACACAACACUGGCUGAAUUCUACCCUCGAGAUUCAACUGCAAAACACUAGCCACAGCUUCAUCUCUAACUCCUUGCUCUGUGAAAUGCUGUUUGUUUUCUUUUUUCAUGUGUUGGUGUUUACAUGUCACCCUUAAAAUUAAAACUGAGAAUAGGUGA
Messenger RNA from Harpia harpyja (harpy eagle), 1669 nucleotides. RefSeq names its product ATPase H+ transporting V1 subunit B2 (gene ATP6V1B2). NCBI's taxonomy places the organism in Eukaryota, Metazoa, Chordata, Aves, Accipitriformes, Accipitridae. The transcript has 14 exons. The record is from RefSeq and is a predicted model, not a curated record. Gene Ontology annotation, cellular component: proton-transporting V-type ATPase, V1 domain. Gene Ontology annotation, molecular function: ATP binding; proton-transporting ATPase activity, rotational mechanism. Gene Ontology annotation, biological process: ATP metabolic process; proton transmembrane transport. Bases 51 to 1562 code for a protein of 503 amino acids.